This is a messenger RNA of Manihot esculenta (cassava), 878 nucleotides long. RefSeq lists its product as uncharacterized. The transcript has 2 exons. The coding region runs from base 177 to 617 and encodes 146 amino acids. The record is from RefSeq and is a predicted model, not a curated record. NCBI's taxonomy places the organism in Eukaryota, Viridiplantae, Streptophyta, Magnoliopsida, Malpighiales, Euphorbiaceae.
UCACUUGUUAAAAUUCACCUACUUGUGACUUUAACGUGGAGCUUUUGUGGGCGGUACGAAUCAGAUAAACCUCGAACCCUGACCAGGGUUUUAGAACCAUCUCAAUCUUACCUUCCCUUAGCUCUCUGCUGAAUACAAGCCCAUAUUUAUCAGGUGAACAAACAAGUAAAUUUCAUAUGGCUGCAACAGGCAUGAUCACAGCCCCAAGUUUCGGCUUCUUCUCUGUAAACAGAAGUAACAGAGCCAGUAGCAAGUUCAGAAGCAUAAAUGUGCAAUGUCAUGGUGUAAAGGGAAUGCAUGUAGAGAAGUCUCUGGAGGAAUUGUACAAUGUGAAGGUGGAAAGAGAAGUACCACGCAACCGAUUGGAUGAGCUUGGAGUCUCUAGAUGGUCUGUUUGGAAGACUGGAAAGUGCAAGUUGCCUUGGGACUGGCAGGUAGACCAGUUGGUUUACAUAGAAGAAGGAGAGGUGAGGGUGGUUCCUGAAGGUAGCGAACGUUACAUGCGGUUUGUGGCUGGUGAUUUAGUUCGUUAUCCCAAGUGGUUUGAGGCUGAUCUCUUCUUCAAUGGUCCAUAUCAGGAACGUUAUAGUUUCAGGGCAUAUGGUGAUGACUAUUAAUCUCAGGUUGCAUUGUUAAUUGAGUGAUUGCAGCCUGUCCUGUGAGUCGGCUUUGUUAAGGGCACAUGUCUAGCAACUCUAAGUAGUUUUGACUGAAAAAUUGCAGGCUUAAUUGCCAUAUUCUGCUAGUAUUUGAGUUGCAGUUUGUGUAAAUGGCAAGCAAGUUUAUUCUCUGCUGAUUUAAAUGGCUGUAUCAGACACUCUCUUUGGACAUUUUUCAGUUUUAAACAUCAAAAGGUUCCACCAAGGAAUUUGAUUCCA